Molecule: messenger RNA, 2252 nt
Organism: Odobenus rosmarus divergens (Pacific walrus)
Lineage: Eukaryota; Metazoa; Chordata; Mammalia; Carnivora; Odobenidae
Gene: GIN1
Product: gypsy retrotransposon integrase 1
Exons: 8
Coding region: 61-1632 (523 amino acids)
Biological process (GO): DNA integration
Molecular function (GO): nucleic acid binding
Source: RefSeq, a predicted model, not a curated record
AGAUAAGUCGCGAGAGGUACCUUAGAUCCUGUCGUUUGCGUUUAGGACCGCUUUCGUUUCAUGAUGGUCCGUAGUGGAAAAAAUGGUGACCUUCAUCUUAAACAGAUUGCAUAUUAUAAACGAACUGGUGAAUAUCAUCCAACUACACUACCAAGUGAAAGAAGUGGCAUAAGAAGAGCAGCAAAAAAAUUUAUCUUCAAAGAAAAAAAGCUGUUUUAUGUUGGAAAAGACAGAAAACAAAAUCGUUUGGUAAUUGUUUCAGAAGAAGAAAAAAAGAAAGUCUUAAGAGAAUGCCAUGAAAAUGACACUGGAGCUCAUCAUGGCAUAUCCAGGACCCUUACUCUAGUGGAAUCCAAUUAUUACUGGACUUCUGUGACCAAUGAUGUCAAACAGUGGGUAUAUGCUUGUCAGCAUUGCCAAGUGGCAAAAAAUACAGUUAUUCUAGCACCUAAACAGCACCUUCUCAAGGUGGAGAAUCCAUGGAGUAUAGUUACUGUUGAUCUGAUGGGCCCAUUUCAUGCAAGCAACAGAAGUCAUGUUUAUACGAUAAUCAUGACAGAUUUGUUCACAAAAUGGGUUGUGAUUUUGCCUCUCUGUGAUGUUUCAGCAUCAGAAAUUUCUAAAGCUAUUAUCAAUAUAUUUUUCUUAUAUGGACCACCUCAGAAAAUAAUAAUGGACCAAAGAGAAGAGUUCAUUCAUGAGAUCAAUGUUGAACUGUGUGGAUUGUUUGGCACAAAGCAAAUUGUAAUUUCUCAUACCUCCCAAACUGUUAAUCCAACUGAAAGUACACCUAGCACAAUCAAAGCAUUUCUUUCUAAACACUGUGCUGACCACCCAAACAACUGGGAUGAUCACCUAUCAGCCAUUUCAUUUGCCUUCAAUGUAACUCACUUGGAGCCUCCUAAAAAUACACCGUAUUUUCAAAUGUUUAAUCGCAAUCCUUAUAUGCCUGAGACUUCAGAUGUUCUUCAUGAGGUGGAUGGUGAUGAUACAAGUAUGUUUGCCAAAAUUUUAGGUGCAAUUAAAGAAGCUGAUAAAAUAAUGGAGAAUAAGACAACUUCAGCAGGACAGAUGGAGAACAACAAUCCUGAUGAACUGAAUAAAAGCAAAAUCAUUGUUAAGAAGAAACCAAAGCAAUUAAAUCCAUUUCAUUUAAAAGUGGGUCAUGAAGUUUUAAGACAAAGGAAAAAUUGGUGGAAGGACGGUCGUUUCCAGUCUGAAUGGGUUGGACCUUGUGUCAUAGACUAUAUUACAGAAAGUGGAUGUGCUAUUCUGAGAGACAACACUGGGACUCGACUUAAAAGACCUAUCAAAAUGUCCCACCUUAAGCCCUAUGUAAGAGAGUCCAGUGAACAAGACAGUCUUUAUCUCUUACAAGGUUCAGUAGUGGCAGAUCAUGACUACAUUGGAUUGCCUGAAAUUCCAGUUGGAACAUACCAAGCAAAUAUUCUGGUAGAAGAUGCAGCUAUUGGCGUAGUCGAUACUGAAUUACUAACAUCAAGCAAAGAUCGUGAACUGUUAGAAUUUAGAAAUGCCAAAAUCUCUCCAUUGAUAGAAGAUCAUAGUACUCUUGAAAAGCAGACUUUCAGUCUGUUGGACUCUUCAAACCAAGUCCUUGAGUACUUAAGUUAGUAAAUACCAAAAUUCAUGUAAAGUGCUUGGUUAGAAAGUGCAACUCCUUGAAUCUUUAUCUUUUCCAUUUAAAAAAAAGUUGUAUAGAAGUGUCUUAACACGCUCUGAAUGACUAAAUCCUGAAGGUUUAUUUUAUAACUAUUAAUUUAUCUAAACUUGUGUCAUGUUUGAACGUCAGUACAUAUAUGUAAAGGCAAAGGAAGCAUAUAAUAUAUGGAAUUCACUUUUUCUUAUGAAAAUAGACUAGGCAAAGCAUGAUUGCUUCUUAGGAAGGAAACUAAAUUCCAGCUCAAGACUAUCAGAUCUUUCUCUGGUAUUAGUACCAUGUUUUCAGUUUAAUUUGGGGGGGGAAUAUUUCUCCCCUUUAAAAAAUAAGUUUGAACUGCCUAGAAUGGGAUUAAUAAAUAUUUAUUCAACUAUAACAAUGAAUUAAGUGAAACUUGUUUGUGUCAUUGGAACUUUUAAAAAUACUAUUGUAGGAAAGAAUUUAGAGUUGUUUAAUGGGCUCUUAUAGGACAUUGAUAAUUUCACCUUCUAGGCUCAGAAUUCGUAUCUGAAUCUAUAUAUUGGUUUGAAAACAUUUGUGCAUUUCCAUAACAUAUAUUAAAGUCAAAAGCACC